UAGCAAAAAAAAGUAAAAACAAAAGAAAACGAAGGAAAUUUAAACGGCACAAAAGACUGCUCAUUCACUCUAAUUCUCUUUCUCUGAGUGUACAAAAAUAGACUCUCCUUCACUCGUCGAAAUCGUAACGGUUCUCCUUGGCAUUUCGGCGGCACCGAUUUUUCCGUACGCUCCGGCGAUCUUCUUGAAUUUCUCCGGGACUUUGUUCCUCCACUGCUUCGGAUUAGCCUCAUUUCGAUUUACACAUUUUUUUUUCCCUUUAAUUUCUUCAUUUUGAAUCCAAGAAAAUAAUCAAGAGGUAUACAGAAUGAUAGGAUCCUUUCUCACCAGAGGACUCGUAAUGGUUUUUGGCUAUGCUUAUCCAGCUUAUGAGUGCUACAAAACUGUUGAAAGGAAUAAGCCGGAGAUCGAGCAACUUCGCUUCUGGUGCCAGUAUUGGAUUUUGGUGGCUGUUUUGACAGUUUGUGAGAGAGUUGGAGAUGCUUUUAUUUCAUGGGUUCCGAUGUACAGUGAAGCUAAGUUGGCAUUCUUUAUAUAUUUGUGGUACCCUAAAACAAAGGGAACGACGUAUGUGUAUGAUUCAUUCUUUAGACCAUAUGUCGCGAAGCAUGAGACUGAGAUUGAUCGUAGCUUGUUGGAACUGAGGACUAGGGCUGGAGAUAUUGCAGUUUUGUAUUGGCAACGAGCUGCAAGCUAUGGUCAGACAAGAAUAUUUGAGAUUUUGCAGUAUGUUGCUGCACAGUCAACGCCGCAAUCUCGCCCUCCUCAGCGACAACAAUCAAGUGUCAGGGGUCGCCAACCCCCUGCUACUCCUAAUCGUCAACCAACUACUACGGCACAACCACAAACUGAAGAGCCGCCAUCUCCCACUUCAAGUACAUCUUCCAGUCAACACCAAAAGGAGGUAGAGGAAGAGGAAGAGGUUGGCCCUUCAGAAGUGCCUACAGAAGCUCCACCUGCAGCAGGUGUGAAUACUCAAAAAGAAGCUGCUCCAGCUGAAACCACCAGCCAAGCCACAGCAGCCGAAGCUCAACCAAUGCUGAUUGAAGCAGCACCUGCAGCACCUGCUGCUUCAGCUGAUGAGAACUUAAAUCCUCCCCCAAAAGAAACAGUAAUGGAAGAUGCCAUUCGGUUUACACGUGGCCGGCUGAGGAAAAACCGUUCUUCAGUCAAAAGUUAAAAGAAUGGAGUUAGUUAUUUCCAAUUUUAUAUCUUGCAAAAAUAGCAUUUCAUCUAGGUGGACCAUAGUGGUGGGUAUUGAAUUGUGAUGUGGACGUGGAUGUAAAUCUGUUGUUUUCUAGCUUCUAUUCCAUUUGUUGUUUCAUUUUUUUUUU
Alnus glutinosa is the source of this 1334-nucleotide messenger RNA. Its product is annotated as putative HVA22-like protein g. The transcript is spliced from 7 exons. Bases 308 to 1180 code for a protein of 290 amino acids. The record is from RefSeq and is a predicted model, not a curated record. NCBI's taxonomy places the organism in Eukaryota, Viridiplantae, Streptophyta, Magnoliopsida, Fagales, Betulaceae.